Molecule: messenger RNA, 4764 nt
Organism: Paramisgurnus dabryanus
Lineage: Eukaryota; Metazoa; Chordata; Actinopteri; Cypriniformes; Cobitidae
Biological process (GO): regulation of gene expression
Cellular component (GO): nucleus
Source: RefSeq, a predicted model, not a curated record
GAAGAUAAAUGUAUAGGUGUUUAUGAUUGCAAUUAGCCUUUAAACAGACAGACUGGAGUGAUGAAAUCAUCUGGAAAUAUUUUAAUCAUUAAAAUAGAAAAUAAUUUGAGAAGAUGUCCGGUGUUCUGUUGAAGUCUGUUCCCUCUAUGUGUUUCUUAUAGCGUUUUCAUCACAUCACAUUACAAUUAUUAUUUAUUUAGAAAGAUUACAUUUUUAAUGGGUUAUACUAAAAGGCAAUAUCACCAUUUAUUAAAUAUUUCAUAAUUUUUCUGUUGUCUAUUAUUUCUUUUUACCUUAUAUCUUAGCCUAUAUCAUCUUCCUGUUUGUUCUAAAAUUAUUACAUAUUUAGAUAUAAAUAUAACACACACAAGUGUGAAGUGAUUAAUAUAUAAACAGGCCUAUAUGCAUAUUAAUUAGUAUGAAAACUUAAUAGUUUUAGAACAAACACGUUGGCUAUAAAUAUAAGGUAGAAAUAAUAGAAAACGGGAAAAUGAUGAAAUAUAUAGUGGCAGGCACGUGCACAGAAAGGGCUUAAACUGUGCAGCGCCAUUUUUGUUGGAGGUGUUUUAUUAUUAUUAUUUUUUAAAUAAAUCAAUGAUAUAACCCUUUAAGUCUGUCUGUUUUACAAAUAUAUUUAUCAAAUUAAAGUUAUUAAAAAACUCAAUCUUUUUGGAUCCGCUAAAACUAUCAGUGACGCAGCAGAGCAGCUUAACGUCUUGCAACGGUAAAUAAAUAUCUUGUUGUUUGAGUAGGGCAUGUGAAACAAUACAGAAUGCACGACCGGGUUUUUACGGCUCAUUUGCGAUCGUUUAACCGAUCACAGCCCGGGUAAAGUCAACAAAUUUUCCUCAGAACCGGGAGAAGACAAAAACUUGUAGGCUAUUUAUGAAAUGUAAUAGGCAUGAUAAUAUGCUAUGGAAUGUAUGUUUCCAAAGAAAAACACGGAUAAUACAAAUACUUGAAAAAAUACUUUUAAGUAGACAGUAAAACCUCUGCUUGAUAGUGACCAUAGCAACUCCCACCUGUGGUCUACUUUGGCAUGAACGAUCUAUUUACUUCUCCUUUCGGUGUUUUUUGGCAGUCUGUAAAACGACAGGUCCGAAUUAUUGUUAAAUCUGUUCGUACUAUCGCACAACAGCUUUUUCCCAGAUUCUGUACUGAAAUUCUGCGCUCUGUCUUUUUGCCACUGAGUGUGCGUGCCGCGUAACCGCAGGGACUUUCGCCAAAGGUGACGUCACGUGCAUACCCUCUUGAUAUCUCCAUGUGAUAUCCCAAGGAGUUCACACCACACUCCAGAAGAUGGCGGUAAUGCGCACUGUUUGUAAACUGUCAAACCACCGAAGAAGAAGACGCGUCUCUCCGUCUUCUCCAGUACCAAAGAGUAUACUCUUUGCCAGUACAGCAGGAGGCGCUGCAGCUCUUUAAUCCGCAGAUAAACUCCAGAAAGAAAGUAAGAGCGCGUGUGUUGUGUGUUUGUGUAUCCUCGGUGUUUUUCUCUCGUGCGUGUUUCAUUGAGUGUAAACAGAGUCUUGUCUCUGUGUAUUUUAGUGUUGAGACGUUAAUGAUGAGAUGUGCUGUGCUGUAAAUCAUGAACUGAUCUGUUCAUGCUGGAUAUAUUGAUGAUUUCAUCACAGAAAUCUCUCAGCUGAAGAAAGAGGUGGAGUUACUGGAGACAAAGCUGAGGUCAAGAGGAGAUUUAGCAAUGAAUCGAGCGGUUUGUACAGCUUAAACAUCAUUUAACUGAAUCAGACAACAUCAAAUCAUUUCAUGGAUCAAACCUCCACAGAGUCUCUGGAUUCUGUUUGUAACGCUGGAGAACAGCAGCAGAUCCUGCAGACCAAACUGAAGAUGUGUUCAGUUAAACUCAUCGACUGCACGAACCUCAUGAUGAAGAUUAAAACUGAACCCACAGAAAUCAAAACUGAACACACAGAAAUCAAAACUGAACACACAGAAAUCAAAACUGAACACACAGAAAUCAAAACUGAACACACAGAAGAGGAAGAUCGCACUGAUGAAGAUGAUGAUUUUAUUCCAUCAGAUGUGAAGAGUGAUUCAUGUUUGGAUAUAGAAAUAACGUCCUCAACAUCAAAAGAGCGACUGACAGCACAAACUCUUUCCUGCAUCACCUGUGGAAAGACAUUCAGCUCACAGAGACAUUUAGAGAGACAUGAGAGAAAACACACAGAACAGAAACUCUUCACCAGAUCUGAGAUCAGCUUUACUACCUUACAAGAGAAGAAACUUCAUUCACAAGAGCACAGAGAGAAGAAGAAGAAGAAGAAGCAGUUUCACUGUGAGCAGUGUGGGAGGAUUUGUGUCUCUUCCUAUAAACUAAAUAUUCACAUGAGGAUACACAGCGGUGAAAAACCUUUCAACUGCACUGAAUGUGGAAAAUACUUCAGAACCAAACCAAAUCUUAAAAUUCAUCAGAAAAUUCACACUGAAGAGAAACCUUUUCACUGUAGUGUCUGUGGGAAGAGUUUUAGUCAUUGGAAUAAGUUACUUAAUCACAAAAGAAUUCAUACAGGUGAAAAACCUUUCAAAUGCUCUCAGUGUGACAAGACAUUUGGUUGUUCAAGUAACUUAAGAGUUCAUCGGAGAGUUCAUACUGGAGAGAAACCUUAUCUCUGUAGUGUCUGUGGGAGGAGUUUUAGUCAACAGACUACAUUACUAAAUCACAAGAGAGUUCAUACAGGACAAAAACCUUUCAAAUGCUCUCAGUGUGACAUGACGUUUGCUCAGUCAGGUUACUUAAAAUCCCACCAGAGAGUUCAUACUGGAGAGAAACCUUAUCACUGUAGUGUCUGUGGGAAGAGUUUUAGUGUAAAGGGUUCAUUACUAAAGCACAACAGAGUUCAUACAGGUGAAAAACCUUUCAAAUGCUCUCAGUGUGACAAGACGUUUGCUUGUUCAAGUAACUUAAAAGCCCAUCAGAGACUUCAUACUGGAGAGAAAUCUUAACACUGUAAUGUUUUUGGGAAGAGUUCAUCAACAGUCAAACUUUGAGCUUUAAGCACCAGUGACCUUAAUAAGGUUAUGACACCUUUAAAUAUGGUUAAAACUUAAUAGUAAAAAAAGAACAAAUAUUCUAAUUAUGAGCAAUAUUGCAGAUAAAUAGAACAGAACAAACAAACAAUUGAAAUAAAACUGCUGCUCAUGUUUUUAGAUUAAUCUAACAGUACUGUAUUAUGGAGGACUAAAAAUGACUUAAAGGUCCCAUAUUUGAAAGUUUUAUUUUAGGUUAUGAUGUCCUUAUGUUAUUUUUUACUCACUUUCAUGUUGUUUGUAACAGUUACAAACCUGUAUAAAUUUCUUUGUUCUGAUGAACACAACGGAAGAUAUUUUGAGGAAAGUUUGAAAUCAAGCUAUAUGUGAUCCCCAUUCGCUUCCAUAAUAAAAAAAAAUUCUUUCUAUGAAAGUGUUGUUUUUUGACACUUGUUUUAUGAGUGAAAUACGCAUUUGAAAUAACGUUACCCAUGGAGGUAAACUAAAUGUUAGUUUCUGUACACUAAAUGGGCCGGUGUCUGUAACUUAAAAAAAAAAAAACCGUUUGAUUUCCAACAGAUAUUUUAUCUAAAUUUGAGGCUACCAAAGACUUUAGCAUUACAAAACAACCCGUUAGCAUCACAUAUUCAUUUACAAUAUAUAAUUUCAGUUUUCUCUGGCUUAAUAAUGUAACCUAAAAAGAGGGCUGCAUGUUAAAUCGCAUUUGAUUGUCUCGCGCAUCUCGUCAGUAAAGCGACAGCCGGUUCAGAAAGCAGGGGCCUCAUUUAUAAAGCGUGCGUGCGCACAGAUUUGAUCGUAAAGUGUGCAUACCCAAAAAUACAUGGCAAAGUCCAUAUUUAUAAAAACUGUCUUUGACGUGGAAAUGUGCUUGGCGCCACGUCAGGGUCUGAGCAGACGUACGCACUUUUGCUUGUCAGAUUGCUGCAGGUUUUUGGAAAAUAAGCCAUUCUUGCUGUUUGAAAUUGGGUUUAAACAUUGACAAGGGCUCUUUUAUAUGUCUGACAUUAAUUACGCAUUAUUUAAAGGCAAAGAUCUGAAACUGCUCGGCUCUGCGCGCACAAGUUCAACUUCAUUUGCGAUUUAUAGAUUUGAAAGGGGUACGCGUGUUUUCUGACCGUACGUUCGGUUUAUGAAUCACACGUACGCAUUUUUUGUUAAAUGAUCGCAAGAUCAAAUGUAGGAUGUUUUUUACGCAGCAUUUUAUAAAUGAGGCCCCAGGUGAUGGUGCUUUACUAUUAAUCUAUGGCAGGUUAUCCAUAUGGCAGAUAAAAUGUGCAAAUAAACGUCCAAUUUUCGAAUGGCUAUUCGAACGUUUGCCAAACGUCUUGAAAUUUUAGUGCCUAGCAGCAUGUGCAACCCACAUGACGACCUGACAUGACGUCAACGCCUUAAAAGUAGCAGGGGUUAUUAGGUAAUGUGCCAAGCUAUUAAACAGUGUGUGUGUCCGGAAGCAAACAAACUGUUCAGAACUAUAUAUAAUAGUGUUAAUUUUCAUAUUUAUAAUAGUGUUGUUUUUCGUAUUUUAUUUACACAUUUAUCAUUUUUAUAUCACAUUUGUCUCUUUUAUAAACUCUUUUGUUGUGUGUCAAACUUGUUUAUUUUAUAUUGCAUGCUGUGAUUCUACAAAUAGGUUUAAAGUCUUAAUGUCUUGGGACCAUAAUGUCAUUAAUUGUCCAUUAACUUGGCUGGAUUAUUCAGUAAAUUUUUUUGUUCAUUUUUACAAUGAUUACGUCUCCUGACUUCUGCUAUAGGCCU